Messenger RNA from Colletotrichum karsti, 426 nucleotides. Its product is annotated as transcription factor S-II. Bases 1 to 426 code for a protein of 141 amino acids. The transcript is spliced from 2 exons. Gene Ontology annotation, biological process: termination of RNA polymerase I transcription; DNA-templated transcription. The record is from RefSeq and is a predicted model, not a curated record. Gene Ontology annotation, cellular component: RNA polymerase I complex. Gene Ontology annotation, molecular function: zinc ion binding; nucleic acid binding; DNA-directed RNA polymerase activity. NCBI's taxonomy places the organism in Eukaryota, Fungi, Ascomycota, Sordariomycetes, Glomerellales, Glomerellaceae.
AUGUCUGCCAUUGGAACCCUCGUCUUCUGCCACGACUGCGGCAACUUGCUGCCCGCGUCCAUGGGCACCGAGAAGAACAUUCUGGUCUGCGACUGCUGCGGCGCCGAGAACAAGGACACCGGUUCCAAGACUAUCAUUACCCAGACCAAGCCCUCCGACUUUCCCUCCCAGCUGCGACAGAAGCUCCAGUCGAACGUCCAAGCCGUCGACAAGAACAUUAACACCGAGGCCACCAUCAAGGAGACAUGCCCCAAGUGCGGAAGGGAAGAGGUCCGCUUCACGGCCGUCCAGCUGCGCAGUGCAGACGAAGGCAGCACCAUCUUCUUCACCUGCGACUGUGGCUUCAAGUAUGACCCCUUUUACCACCGAAGACGUUCGGGAUCGAGUGAGAGACGAAAUGCUGACGAUUUCCAGAUGGUCUCAUAA